Molecule: messenger RNA, 959 nt
Organism: Phytophthora sojae
Lineage: Eukaryota; Oomycota; Peronosporomycetes; Peronosporales; Peronosporaceae
Exons: 4
Coding region: 1-861 (286 amino acids)
Biological process (GO): fatty acid elongation, polyunsaturated fatty acid; very long-chain fatty acid biosynthetic process; fatty acid elongation, saturated fatty acid
Cellular component (GO): endoplasmic reticulum membrane
Molecular function (GO): fatty acid elongase activity
Source: RefSeq, a predicted model, not a curated record
AUGGAGACGACCUUCGCGCGCACGCCCAAGCUGCACGACGAGGUGCCGGCGCUGCGCUGGAUGUACCCGUCCCAGUACGAGCGCGACUGGGCCAUCUCGUGGGAGCCGGGCUUCUGCAUGGAGUCGCUGCCCAUGGCCGUGGCGCUGUGCGCCGCCUACUGCGUGCUGUGCUUCGCCGGCCGCCGCGUCAUGCGCGACCUCAAGCCCUUCAACCUCAAAGUCCCGCUCGCGCUCUGGAACCUGGCGCUGGCCACGUUCAGCGCCAUCGGCGCCUCCAGGACGGUGCCCUUCCUCAUCAACACCGUCUACCGCCGCGGCGUGUACCACUCGGUGUGCGCGCCGCCCACGCCGCACUACGGCCACGGCCCCGUGGCGCUCUGGGUCAUGCUCUUCAUCUUCUCCAAGGUGCCGGAGCUCGUGGACACGGCCUUCAUCGUGCUGCGCAAGAAGCCGCUCAUCUUCCUGCACUGGUACCACCACAUCACCGUGCUGCUCUUCUGCUGGCACGCGUUCGCCACGCUCUCGGCUAGCGGCCUGUACUUCGUGGCCAUGAACUACUCGGUGCACGCCAUCAUGUACUUCUACUACUUCCUGACGGCGUGCGGCUACCGACCGCGCUGGGCUCGCCUCGUGACGAUCUUCCAGCUGAGCCAGAUGGGCGUGGGCGUCGCCGUGUGCGGCCUCAACGUGUACUACAUGAAGCAGGGCGCCACGUGCAGCGUGGACCCGGACAACCUCAAGUGGGGCAUCAUCAUGUACUCGAGCUACUUUGCGCUCUUCCUCAAGUUCUUCAUCGAGCGCUACCUGCUGCGCAGCGCCAAGAAGCCCGCCGCCGCUGCGGUCGCCAAGAAGACGCAGUAAGACCAGCAGAAGCCCCCAGGAUUGUACUUGAAGUAGUAGUAGUUAGCUGCCGCGCGCAGACGCAUGAUGAUAUGCUCGGUAAUAAGCUUGAUAUCCCC